GCAUUCAUGAAAACUUUGGCAGUACACCUCACCUCAUAACGAUUCUGCUGUUCAACUUAAACAGAUUCAUCAGAAAUGGAACCUGUGCAUGGAGGGUUAUCUUCCUUAAAGGGUGCUUAUCCAGAAAUGCAAAGAAUGUGCGAGAAAGUAAGACCUAAGGACAACUAUCGGUAUUUCUACCCCAUUCUAUACCGUAUGCAGGUUGUGGCUGGAACUAAUUACUUCAUCAAGGUCCAUGUGGAUGAGGAUAAGUAUGUCCACAUCUGUGUCUCCCAAGCUCUCCCCUGUAAUGGUGGCGAGUGUAGUAUCAGCGGCAUCCAGUCAAACAAAACUCUUGAAGACCCGAUUGAUUACUUCCCGUUGGGAACCAAGUAAAUGGCAAAUGCAAGAAUCCUUCAAAAGAUUUUUUAUCGGCUCAAAAUACAAUGUCGCCUUAUGAUAAAGGUAUUGAAUAAAACGUAAAACUCUU
Molecule: messenger RNA, 469 nt
Organism: Engraulis encrasicolus (European anchovy)
Lineage: Eukaryota; Metazoa; Chordata; Actinopteri; Clupeiformes; Engraulidae
Product: cystatin-B-like
Exons: 3
Coding region: 76-375 (99 amino acids)
Cellular component (GO): cytosol
Molecular function (GO): cysteine-type endopeptidase inhibitor activity
Source: RefSeq, a predicted model, not a curated record